This is a messenger RNA of Vanessa atalanta (red admiral), 591 nucleotides long. RefSeq names its product V-type proton ATPase subunit F (gene Vha14-1). Gene Ontology annotation, biological process: proton transmembrane transport. The coding region runs from base 89 to 487 and encodes 132 amino acids. The transcript has 5 exons. Gene Ontology annotation, molecular function: proton-transporting ATPase activity, rotational mechanism. NCBI's taxonomy places the organism in Eukaryota, Metazoa, Arthropoda, Insecta, Lepidoptera, Nymphalidae. Gene Ontology annotation, cellular component: proton-transporting V-type ATPase, V1 domain; membrane. The record is from RefSeq and is a predicted model, not a curated record.
AAAAAAUCUAUAGUCAGGUGACGAGUUCUUGUGACAGCUACCAUUUCAAGAAAGUUUCGCCUAAAAUCCUCAAAAAAAAUAUACAAAAAUGGCUCUCCAGGCUGCAGUAAAAGGAAAACUAAUCAGUGUUAUAGGAGAUGAAGACACUUGUGUCGGAUUUCUCCUUGGAGGGAUCGGCGAAAUCAACAAGAACAGACAUCCAAAUUUCAUGGUAGUUGACAAAAAUACUCCGGUAAGUGAAGUUGAAGAAUGUUUCAAGAGAUUUGUUAAACGUGAUGAUAUUGACAUAAUCCUGAUCAACCAAAACAUUGCUGAAAUGAUCCGACAUGCGAUCGACUCACACACCGCACCAGUCCCAGCAGUAUUAGAGAUUCCAUCAAAGGACCAUCCCUACGAUGCUUCCAAAGAUUCUAUUCUCCGUCGUGCUAAGGGCAUGUUCAACCCAGAAGACCUGUCAACAUUUGGUUCCGAUAACUACGCAACAUAGCUACUCGCUUUCUAAGAUGUAGUAUUAAUAUUUAAAAAAAUUAUGUAUUGUGUAUUCUAUGUAUGUUUCUUUUAAUUUAUAUGCGUAUUUAAUAAAACAAUUAA